CAGAGUUGAUGCAUUAAUGCAAAGGCUCCAAAUGGCACCAACUAAACUCGCACAUGUGAUUCACAAGAUGAGGUUCGCAGCUGCACAUAAUCUGCAGUAUUGUCCUAGUUUUUUUUUUCCUUUUUUGCCGCGUUAAUGACACCCCUCAUCACGACUCUCUCCAUUCACAAAGCAAAUCCUGUCGUGACGGGAAGAACUGGCUCUGAACGGGGCUUGUGGGUGUCUCAGAAUUCAGAGAACAUGUCUAAUUUUUGCAGCAGCCUCGCAGCCAGCCACAUUCAUUGAGUUCCUCUCCGUAUGCACACGCUGAAUAGGAUCACGCUGUAGGAGAUGUACAUUCAGAGCUCGCUGCACCAUAUGAUUAGAGUCUUUCAGCCGAGCGCUUUUGCAUUUCUUCCUACCGACUGUCCGACGCAUUUUACAUAGAUAAUAAUAGUUAAUGAAUAUGUGUACCUGAAUGAAUUUGAGCUGUGAGGGAUGGGUGAUGCUUUAGCUCUUUGGAUCAUGACAGCCUCGCUCCCCACUUUGUGUGCGGAGUGUGCGAAGCGCACGGAGAGACGAGAGGGAGAGGGAGAGGAAAAGCGCCCUUAAACGUGGGCUGUUGUGUAUCCCUCUCUGGGCCCCUUUGCUAUUUUUGUGCCUGGGUCCGCACGUCACGCUUGGGUAUUUUCUCUGGUGACUAGCUCGCAUCAAUAGAUCUUCUAAUGUACAUCCAGUCGGCCAGCAGCUUCGCGACUGAUGGGACUUUUACCUCGCUCGUUUCUUUCAUAUUUCGCCACCCGGACAUGAGGAGAAUGGAGAGACGGACUAUGCAGUAUGAGGAAUGUCACAUGUGACUGCCGAUAUGGGACAGGGGACUAUUCAAAUGUCAGGUUUGUAUGAGGAUUAUAUUUGAUAUGUGAAUGCCAGCUGCUGUGUGUGUGCUGUGUGUCACUCCGAUCACAGUGAGAGAGCUGCUGGUUCAUUCUGCAUGCUGUCGUAGAGGACUUUAAAGCCAACCGUCUCCUUAUGAUAUUUAUGGAUUUGUUGUCAGCGUGAGACUUCAAGCCCCAUUCCCUUUAAUGGCCAACUUGGCCCCUAAUGAUGUAAUGCAGCGGCAUAACGAUGCUCUCCCGUAGCUCACCGUGCUCCCUUGUGUGUGAAGGGAUGUGCCCAGCGAAUGUGCGGUUCAGAUAAAUGUCUCCACAGAGUCGUUUCUCCAUCCAUGCGGACAUACUGUACCACAGUCAGCCCACAGUCAUCCCGAAGCACACCUACUGCCACCCACCUGCCUCCUGUUGUUGCACGUCAUUGCUGCUGUGUCACAUAUUUUCGUUUAGGUUAGCGCUUGUUGCCAGGAGUGAGAGGAAUUUGGCUUUCAAAGGUGCGCUGGCCCACUCUUUUUUUGGAAAAGUCUGAAUGCGUUCAGAGACUUGUCAAUGAGACUCUGAAUGUGAUGGCUCUGUUUCCUCCCUGUCGUGCUCAGUUCAAAGGUAUGCAUUGUUUCUGAGGGUCUUAUCUCAUUGUCACUCUGCACCUAUAUUCCCCUCUUCCCUCCUCUGGUGGCUCACAGAGGAUGGAAACUAAGCAAUGAGGUCAGAUCGACCUUGAAAGGGAGCUCCCUACCAGGCCUCUGAAUUUUUGUUACCCCCAGGCACCCUCCAGCUUAGUUUACCUCUCUAAACCUCCCCGUUGAAACAUGGAUCAUUCCAAUCCAAAGCUGCCCCUCCACCUCCUCCCCUCCUCACCAUCCUUCAUAUGCAUUCAUUAUUUUUCCUGUAUGUGGAGGAAGCGUUCAAAUCUGUCUGACAGCAGAGACUCCAAAGAUGAGCUCAAAGAGGGGAAUGGGCAUUUGGAUAAGAACACAAAAGAUGACCCUUCCCUGCAAUUCACAUGUAUGUUAAUAUUACUAAAGUUACAUAACAGUUAUUGUCCUUGAAAAUCGAUCGCAAAGGAAGUGACACUGGAUUCAUGGAGUCACUUGAAACUACUGCAGGGGUAAAAAGCUCCACUGAGGGUCAGGACAGAAAUGCUGCACAGAAAAAAUGCACAUUGGAGGUUGCACAGAGUAGGCGGAGACCACCAGUCGAAUUGGAAGCCAAAGGGUGGCACCAAAAACUAGAAGAAGCUCAAAGCAAAGAUACAUGUGGUUUCAAAGAAAUGUCUGACUCAGGGAAAUCACUGCAAUUAGAAGAUCAGCACCCUCAAGCUCAGUCCACAAGCCAUCCAGACUAUGAGGUAUCUUCAUACCCACUACAGUCCGCAAAGCAGUUUUCUAGUGGCAGACAGAAAGCUUCUACACAGUCCCCAGCACCCACAUCUCACAGGAAGUCCCCCAGCUCACCUGAAGUCCAACAACAAUGUUCAAAUUCAGGGAUGGAUCCACUUACAGAAACGGUGUGCAAGGUGGAACAGAAACCACAAAAGCCUGGGAAGUAUGUUUGCGAUUACUGCGGAAGGGCAUGUGCCAAACCCAGCGUGCUUAAGAAACAUAUUCGCUCGCACACAGGGGAACGACCCUACCCAUGUGUUCCCUGUGGGUUCUCCUUCAAAACCAAGAGUAAUUUGUACAAACACAGAAAGUCUCAUGCUCACUCAGUCAAAGCUGGAACGGUGCCAUUCUCAGAACUCGGUUCGUACAAUGCCAAUACAGACCAAGGGUCUUUUGAAGGGGAAGGAGAGCUAUUCUCUGAUGCUGAGCAAAGCACAGACACGGACGAGGACACUCUUAAUGACCCGCUGCUGCUGCUGGACUCUCCAAUGGAGGGAUCAGAUAACACUGCUGUAAAAGUACUAAAUCUCAUUGCUCAGAAAAAGGGAGCCACGUCAAUGUCAGCUCAGGAUGGUUCAUCCCAACCCCAAGAAAUCAAUGCACCUUCUGCUGCUGCCGAGGCUAGUCGUGCAAUUCAAUCUUGCACAAUCAAACAGAGGCUGGCACUCCGGCUGUCUGAAAAAAGAAGCAGUGACUCUGACCACAAUCUGUCCCUCCCAAGUCAGUCUAGCAAGGGCAGCACGGACUCUGGGUACUUCUCUCGCUCUGAGAGUGCUGAGCACCAGACUGGCCCUCCGAACACUAACGCAAAGUCCUACCAAGAAAUUAUGUUUGGAAAGUGUUAUCGGCCAAGCCCUAAGCAGGCUACAGCUUUUGCGGCUUGUAGCACAGACACGAGUGAAUAUACCGGCAAACGCUCAGAGAAAGGCGUCUCCCGUGUUUUCACGCAAGAAAAAGACACAGUUGAGUCAAUCAAAAUAAACACAAAAUCGUUCACAAGGGAAGAGGUAAAAGAACCCCUAUUAGAUGCUGGCUCUGAUGUGGGGCCUCUGAUUAGAAGCAACUCAAUGCCAACAUCCUCGGCAGUCUGUCUGACUAUGCCUCAAGCACUCAGAGGCAGUCACUCGUUUGAUGAGAGAACAAGCACCGGCGGCAUGAGGAGACUCAGGCGGCAAGCCGCUUUCGAACUAUCCGCGCAAGAUGGCCAUACUGACACUGACAGUCACGGAAAGAUUAGUGAGAGUGGCAUUUCACCCUCAGGACUGGAAAUGGAAAGCUACCCUUCUGUGGUGCCUAGUAUGAGCCAUCAGAGGCAUGCGAUGGAACUGGCAACGCGCAAGCGUCGGAAGGAAAAAAGGGAAGAGGAGGAUUUGUCGGGUCAAUAUGAAGGCCAUCAUGAACCGUGUGAGGAGAUGUUUGAUUCAAGCAAGGACUAUGAUGUAAAACAAGGCGCACUGGGCAUUAUGGCUUUACGGAAAGGCCAUUCACAGAUGGACAGGUGUGACAUGGACAUAUCGGUGUGCCCUGAAGUGUCUGCUCGAAAAAACUUAGGGAAUGUAAUUUCAGUUAUCCAGCACACAAACUCAAUAAACAGGCCUUACUCUGAACAUUCAGAAUCUUACAAAUAUCAAGCUAUGGAGGCCUCUGAAUCAUAUGAGAUGGAGCGAAGUGACAGUAGAUUAAGGGAGUCGGUUCAAUUGGGGCCCAAGCUCGUGCGGCAGUCUAACAUACAAGUCCCAGAAAUUAGAGUCACAGUAGAGCCUGACAGUCCAGAAAAAGCUCCUGAGGUGCAGGUGAAGGAGCCAGAGAAGCACGUGGAGGAGUUUCAGUGGCCUCAAAGGAGUGAAACUUUAGCACAAUUCCCUCCAGAAAAACUCCCUCCAAAGAAAAAAAGGCUACGCUUAGCUGAUAUUGAGCACUCCUCUGGUGAAUCUAGCUUUGAGUCGGCCUGCACUAGCCUGUCCCGCAGCCCCAGUCAAGACAGCAACUUAUCUUACAGCUCCACCUUAUCGUUUGACAGGGAAGAGAGCUUGAAGUCAGUCUCUCCCGCCAGGCAGGAUGAAUUUGGCAAACCAUUAGAGUUGUUAGCUGUGCCAGGGAGUGGGCACUCCCUCUCAGUGCUCAACCAGCGUCAACAACAUGAAAUGAGACGCUCCUCCUCAGAGCAGGCGCCGUGUAACUUGCGCAAGGAGUUCCCAGAGUUGCGCAGCAUAUCAUUUGACUAUGGCAGUCUUUCUCCAACAUCCAAAGUUAGACACGUGGACAUAAACUCUGUGAAGGAGAGAAGGAGGGGAAACUUAGUGCGACAGGAGUCACUGAAUAUGGAUAGUGAAGUAACAUCACAAGUGUUUCCACAGUAUCUCAGCAGCAUCUCCCCUUCAUUCACUGCCGCCACUAUCCUGCCGCAGACUUUGCCAAUAUUCUCAGCUGGGAGUACAUUUCCUCAGCUUGCACAUCCGAGCCUGAUGGUUCCCGUAAGAAUUCAGACUCAUGUUCCAUCCUACGGUAGUAUCACAUACACUUCAGUGUCGCAGAUUUUUGACAAUCACUAUGACAGUGUUAGCUCCACUACGUCCACCCUUCAGAGUCAGAGUUCAAGAAUUUCUGUGAAUCUCGAUUCUCAUAACAUAUCGGCUCAUACAAAACCACCUACAACACACACCCUCAAUGUUGAGGCCCUUGAUUUGUCCUCAGCCAAGCUCAAGACAGGCAUCCCUCUCUCUCUGACCUCCAGAACCAUCUCAACCACUAAUGCCUCCAGUGGUGGCGCAAACAAACGGAUGCUAUCCCCUGCCAGCAGCCUGGACCUAUUCAUGGAGGUCAAGCAGCAAAAGCGUGUGAAAGAGGAGAGAAUGUUUGGGCAGAUUGUAGAGGAACUGAGUGCGGUGGAGUUGGGAAAAUGUAAUUUGAGUGAAGAGAAGGGGCACAGGUCAGUGAUGCAGGGUGCACCAACACUUCAUGCUCAGAAUGACUCACGCAGGAGUAAAUUUAUCACACUUCAGCAAAAAGAGGCCGAGGCCACGGACCACGGCGCGGAGUCAGUUAUGGAAAGCAGCUCCCUGGAUGCAAGCUCGCCUCCUUACGCCAUGAUAUCAGUCAGUGAAGUGAAAGAAGCUGGCACGGAGAAACGAGUGCAGAUGGAUAUAGUGGCACAGCUGGUAACCAGUCAAGACAUCCUGAUGUCAGACUCCGAGCAUUCAGGACUGUUAUCUCAGUUUCCAAGUCUUCGCACGACGACAGGUGUGAGCUGGUGUUAUCUCAAUUACACCACGCCGAGCUGCUCUCACAGCACCGCCCCUUUCUCAUCUGUGUACGCCACCUGGCGUGUGAGUUCCCAUAACCCGAACCCUCUUGAAGUGAGCACCAACUCUGCUCUGGCUUUGCUGCAGUCCAGACAGAGGGGAGACAAGGUUAUAUACACCAUGGCUGCCAUGUGCCAGCCUGGUACUGGGAAACUGGUCUCAUCACUCAUCCUGUGGAGGCAGACCAUGGAACAGCUGCAGAGGAAACCGGAGCCCAAAGAGGUGGACGUCACCUACGGGAAGAAGGUGAAAGACAUCAGCUGCAGAGUGAAAACUGCCAAGGAAGAGUGGAAAGAGAGGGAGGCUGCCACAACCCAGACUGUGCCAACACGAAUUAAGAUCUUUGAAGGAGGGUACAAAUCCAAUGAAGACUAUGUAUAUGUUAGAGGUCGAGGCCGGGGUAAAUACAUAUGUGAGGAGUGUGGUAUUCGCUGUAAGAAGCCAAGCAUGCUGAAAAAACAUAUCAGGACCCAUACGGAUGUGCGGCCGUAUAUCUGCAGGGUUUGCAACUUUGCUUUUAAAACUAAAGGAAACCUAACUAAACACAUGAAGUCAAAAGCGCACAUGAAGAAGUGUCUUGAACUGGGAGUGUCAGUGACGAUGGAUGAGACAGAGAUACAGGAACAUGUGGACGACAUGCAACAAAAGUCCAAGACAGAGGUGGCUGCGACGACCAAACAUCAGUUCUCAGACGCCGAGGACUCCGACGGCAUGGAUGAAGAAGCUGAUGAAAUCGAUGAAGAUGACGAUGAGGACGAUGAAUACGAGGGUGAUUCCACUCCGAAGUUACAUUCAAGAAGCACGAGUCCUCAGCCGUGUGGAGUUACCUCUCUGUCAGUUACAGCCACUGCUGCCAUCCACGGCUGCUCCCUCACAUCUCUGCCCGGAGUCGAUGUCAGUCAGCAACCCUCCGGCAGACGUACGAGCUUGGAUCAUCGUCCUGUUCUUGCAAACGACCAGAGAGAGAAAUCCGUGGAUGAAGACUCUCUGACCAUGCUGUCUCCAGAUCACAGCAGCUUCCUUUUUGACCCUUAUUCAUCUUGUCUACUCUCUCCUGGCUGGGAGUCUCCCAUCAGGGAGCCCUCCCCUUCACGUUUACGUUACCCGUCCCCAAGGAGGGAGCUUUCGCCACGUGGUCGCUCCUCUCCCAGAUGGGAUACCUCUCCAUUGAGGCCCAGUUCACCUAGCUUCACACCCAUCCAGCAUCCCUCCCCGGUCUCAAUUGAACGGCCCAUGUCUCCCGGCAUAGAGCUGGCUGGAAAGCGGGAAUCCUCAGUCAGAGGCAGGCAGAGGGUUGUGUUAAGAGCCGUUUCACCACGCAGAGGUUCACACCAACAUAAAGGCAGCGGUGACAAAACCAGACACCAAGCAAAGAUGGAGAUGGCUCAGUACCAAGGAGCCUUUGAAAUGGAGAUGGAUCAAAGGAGCAGCUUGGCUUCCAGUCUGCCUGGUGCUGCCAGUUCUCAUCAUCAGAACAUCCUCAGCCACCUCCCUCUUCACUCCCAGCAGCAGGCCCACAGUUUGCUCCCCGUUGUUCCUGUUGGCGGGCUCCAGAUAUUACACUCCCCGCCUUCCUCCAGCACUGAUGUCAGCCCCUCUGUGGCGCCAAGCCCCCAAAGCAGCGAAGGCCAAUGUUGCAGCAGCAGGGAGGGAUCUGUCCUCAGUCCUGAGACAGAAGGAGAGGACAUCAGAGGCCACGGCCAGCUGUCCUGCCAUGAGGCCGCUCAGGAGAAAAGCCUCGACCCCGAAGUCGGAGACAGCGGACAAGAGGAGAAUGUACAGACCUGCUUGAAAGCCAUCGCCUCGCUGAAGAUUACCACAGAAGACCCUCAUUAGAACCGUCAUUGUCUGUUUUCUCGGGUUGAUCAAGGAAAAGACACCUCCCUGCUACACCUGCGACCUUGUCACCUUCUGCCCUUUAGGCACAUGACCUCAUCUUUAUCCCAUUAGAGGCAAUAUAAUAACACUUCCUCUGGUCUUGCACAUACCCGAGACAUCUUCUUAAGUGGAUAAUAUGAGUGGAGGUCAUAUCUUUUCAGUGAAGAAGAAGGCCACCGCAUCUGAUGAGCUCUUCUCUUCAAAGGCUUUUUGGAAAACUUGGACGAGCAGCAGGGUGUUUUUUGCGUUAAUGGGUUCAGGUGCAAUACGGAAAGAUAUUCUGCUAAUAUGCCUUUGUCUGACAUAGUAGUUUGCGUACAAUUGCACAUAAAUUAUAUUUAUGAAUUCUGUACAAAUGUCCUUAACAUAUACUCCUUCUUAGAUACAUACAAACAGUGUAUUUUACUGUGUGUACUUUGAAAAUAGACUGUUGUUUAUGUAAUCAUAUCAAGGUGUGAUGCAGUAGUGCAGUAAAUAAAGACUAUUUAUAAGGGGAAAAGUAUGUGUAUUAUGAAACAGUCUGACCAAAUUUUAAGUAGACGCUUCUUGUGCAGUUUGGUGCUUCUGAUCAAGCAGCGAGGGUCUGUGCCUUUAUUUUGCGUUUCUUCAUUUCUUUAUCAGAGCGAGAACUACGGAAAGCAGUCGAGGUACUCUUUAUUUUGUUCAGAGGACAGCUUUUUCUUUCUCGCCCCGUCGGCUUUAUUUAUGUGAAACAAGCUUUAAAGAAACAAAAAAAAGUUUCCUAUGUUGCAAAUUUUCUUAAUGUUGUGGUUUUUAUCUUGGUAAAAAUGCAUGGGAUUUGCUAUUGCACAACAAUAGAGGAGGUAAUUAUGUAAUUAUGAAUACUGUAAGAUGUAUUUAUAUAUUAGAACGUAAGCACUUAUUGAUACUGGUAAAUAUUUGACUACUAUUUAUAUGGUAUAUCUGUACUUAUGCAGCAGUGAUGCAGUUAUGCAGUGAGCUACGCUGGCAUUGCUUUUGAUCUCAUGUCGUCUCUACAGUUUUUUUUCUUGCUUAUACAGAUGACCAUGAGCAUUUUAUGAGUUUUAAAGAUGCACUUUCAUCCUUUUACCUUUGAUGUUUUAACUGACUCGGUCAGUGGAGGAAAUGGGGGAGUAAAACACAGUUUGUUCUCUUGUGAUUUUUGACACAUUCCAGUUGUUUUUUUUCUUUUCUCAUUGUGUAAAACACGUUGCACACAAAUCCAAGGGGCUACAAUGAUCAGUCAAUAGUACAUUUUCUUGCAUUUCAAGUGUAACUGGAUGAAUCAAUAUAAGUAAUGACGUUAUAAGCAUGACUAUUACUGUGCUUCAGCUCACAAUGUAAGUAAUCAUUCACCAAAUGCAUUACUUCUUCUCUGUAUAUAUAUAUAUGUGUAUUUUUAUGAUUUAAACUAUUUUUGCAGUGUUGAAUUCUGAAAACUUUUUAUGUGGAUUGUUUAUAUCUCUUUAAGAGGUAAAAUGUCUGCAGCUGAUGUAAUGGCAGAGGUUUAAUGAGGCUGAUUGCUAACACAGCGUGUCUCAUCUUUUUAAAAAAAAAUGUACUCACAUCUUUAAGUGAUUAUCCGUUUUUGAGACUUCGAAAUUUAAAAACACAACAACACUUUGUUCACUCAUGUUUACAUAAAAGAUUUAUAGGUGCACUGCUUUAAUUUUGUGUUUUCCUUUCUGAAGGUGUAUGUAGCUUUGAUUUCACGGUUGUGUAUUUUCAUUUGUUGUGCACAUAGCUCAUAAAAUGUGAAGGGAAAGUGAAGCCUUUUAUUUGCUUUAGCAUACAUUAUGUAUUCAGAUUGUGUUUUGUGUUUUUUUUUAAUUGUGUAUUCAUAUAUACUGAACUGCAUUGUGCCUCUCAUGUCUAUGGAAAUCCUGUAAAACACACAGAGGACAAAUCAUUUUACCUCUAAGCUAAGAUUUUUUCGAGGAGGGAAAAAACAACCUCAGUAGCCAAUCUGUUGUUUAGCUAUUUGCAUCAAAUCUGGCUAGUCAGGACGGAGUGCCUCUUUUAUGCUAUGAGGAAUUUAUUGUUUGGUGCUCUACUUUUUCAGAUUAAAUUCAAAAUUGUUUUAAAAGAAUAUAAUUCUAACCCAAAAAUGUGUGUCGCAGCUUAUUUCACGGCUUCCGUACCUUUCCUCCUGCAUUAUUCACCGCUGUUUAAAUUAGAGCUCGCACGAGAAGGUUUUCAGAUGAAAUCGCUCACAUUUUAUCUUCAGGGUACAGUGAAAAAUUGGAGAAUCUCCAACCAGUGACAUCCUCUGGUGAAGAAUUAUUACUGCAGUCAUAACACGGGAGAGGAAAAAUAAAUGAACGCUUCCAAAAAUAGCUCUCACCUUGUGACUAAUAUUGAACCACAUUCGCACACACUUUGUUGUGUAUCAGCAGCAUUUGCGGUGCACUUUACUGCAUGUGUGAAGCAUGUAUAAGCAAGGAAAUGAGAAAAUCACAUUUUUUCGGCCACUCUUCUCUGGGUCGGGGGAGGAGGUCUGUUCUAAUUCUGGCCAAUCACAGAGACACAUAAGGUUUUUUCCCCCCUGUCUCCUGCUCAGUCACCAGGCUUGUCAGGCCCAUUUGUUAGAAUAAUUAUAUGGCUGUUAACAGCAACCUUGCCUAAAAUAAAACGAGUGCUGCAUUGGUUCAAAGACACCACAUAAAAUGGCUGCUAAAGAUUUUACCAGAAGAUUUAUUGUAUUCAUACAUUGUUAGCGUGAACACAGGUGCUUCUUGGGGUAAAUUCCCGUUAAGAUUACAAUCAGAGGAGGCCCGUGGGUUGUUUUUAAUAGAGGUGUGCUGUGGAGUAUCUCUGUACUCCCUCUCUCUGUUCAGAGUGAGCUGUGCUCCUCUGGUUUAUUUUGAGGUGGUCUUAUCACAGCUGUUGUAGCUGGUGGCAGCCUGUCCAAGCCCCUCGACACUCUUCCUUUUCUCCCUCUGGCCCUUGGUCCUG
Molecule: messenger RNA, 10368 nt
Organism: Haplochromis burtoni (Burton's mouthbrooder)
Lineage: Eukaryota; Metazoa; Chordata; Actinopteri; Cichliformes; Cichlidae
Gene: hivep2b
Product: HIVEP zinc finger 2b
Exons: 7
Coding region: 1951-7389 (1812 amino acids)
Biological process (GO): regulation of transcription by RNA polymerase II
Cellular component (GO): nucleus
Molecular function (GO): RNA polymerase II cis-regulatory region sequence-specific DNA binding; DNA-binding transcription factor activity, RNA polymerase II-specific
Source: RefSeq, a predicted model, not a curated record